GCCUCCAUGCAAUUUACCCGCCCGACCCAUCUUCCCACAGUUCAACUAGAAUAGAAAAUUAAUGUCUUUGAAAGAGAAAGAAAAAAAAAGAAAAAAAGAAAAAAGAAAAAAAAGAAUAGAAUUUUUUUUAAACCGAAAAGCUGAAGUCGAAUGCCCUGAUGAUCAACCUCAGAUUAGAGGAAAGGAGGUUGGGAGAGGAGGAAUUUGAAGGAUUUAUUCCGAAAUUUGCUUAUGCGAUUGGUGCUGCUGCUGGACGCGUGCCUGAAGGAAGCACCAGCGAAAAUCAGCAAAUCCAGCAACCUGCGUCCACCGGAGCUCUCCCGGUUACUUAUACUGUUUCUGGCAGUGGAGGCAGUGCCAUCAGAACCAGUGACGUCCAAAUGCAUCUCCCGGUUACUUAUACUGUUUCUGGCAGUGGAGGCAGUGCCAUCAGAACCAGUGAUGUCCAAAUGCAUCCCGGCUCCCCGAAGUACGAGCACAUCUCGGCCAAUGCCGUUCGCCUCAAGCACCAGCGGAAACUCUUCACAGUUGGAUCUGGAAAUGCAGGCAAGGGGGCAGUUCUCUUCUGCUGGAAUCCCAAAGGUUCUUGUCUGGCGAUAGCCGGUCCGCAGCGCAAAGUUAGUCUUUACAACCGUGGUGGGCGCCUUUGGGAUGAAAUCAUUCUUCCUCAGGUUGACAGUGUGCAACAAGCUGAUGACCAUGGAGAGCCUAUGGCCUCCUGCUGCUUAGCUCUGGAGUGGGAUAUGGGAGGAGACAAACUGGCCAUUCUUCAAAGAGGAAGUAUGGCCAUUAUGCUAUAUGCUAUUGCAACCAAGGAGCGCAUGAAGAUAGACUGCAACAUGAAGUCCCAAUGCGAAUGGACCAAGUGGAAGGAGUCACUCUUCAUGGUCAAAGAUGCUCAGGGGAACGAUCUUCAUGUCCUCUUAGAUGAGAAGCGCGAAUCCCUAGUGACUUUUCUGAAUGCUAUGCAGUUCUGCAAGAAAUGGCGCAAGCACAAGGAGGAAGAACAGUUGUAUGUUGCCUUUGUUCGUCCUACCCAUGUGCCAUCUACUUUUGCGGCUAAUAUCGCUACUACUUUGAUUGAUGAUCGUACUUCUGGUACUUCUAUUUCUAACACCUCUAUCCCUCUACCCUAUAAUAGUCCAAAUGAUCCUACUUCAGAUUCGGUCGUCUCUAUACGCGACUUGCGACCGGACUUUGGUGAUCCCUUUGCUGAUUCCCCACCCCCACUUGUCCCAUCAGACAUCCAAGCCCUCCUCGAUCGGUUUCCGGAAGUCUUGGCCGAGCCAGGUGGAGUCCCCAUGCGACCGGUUCGACACACCAUCGAGUUGGUCGAGGGUGCUAUUCCUCCAAAGGGCUGCGUGUACCGUAUGGGACCCGGCGAGUUGGAGGAACUCCGGCGACAGAUCGAUGAGAUGAUUGACAAAGGGUGGAUCAAACCUAGUGAAUCUGAAUUUGCUGCUCGUGUGUUGUUUGUUCCAAAGAAAGGAGGCAAACUCCGCAUGUGUAUUGACUAUCGCGGUCUAAACGUCAUUACAAGAAAGAACGCCUAUCCAUUACCCCGCAUAGACGAUUUGCUUGAUGCCGUAGGUGGGUGCAAGGUCUUCUCCAAGAUCGAUCUCAAGUCUGGCUACCACCAGAUUGAAGUCGAUCCUGCGGACCAGCACAAGACUGCGUUCAAAACACGCGACGGGCUUUAUGAGUUCAUCGUAAUGCCCUUCGGUCUCACGAACGCACCAGUCACUUUCCAAAGCCUCAUGGACAAGGUCCUCCGCGAACAGAUUGGCCGGUUUGUGGUAGUGUACCUGGAUGAUAUUCUGAUCUUCAGCAAGUCCAUGGAGGAACACCUCAAGCAUCUUGAGGAGGUGCUCGCUAUCCUCAAGAAGACGCAACUCCAUCUCAACUUGGAGAAAUCUGAGUUUGGGAAGGAUAGCGUCAUCUAUCUUGGGCACCGGUUGUCUGCUGCAGGCCUAGAGCCUGAGGCAACCAAGAUUGAGGUCAUGCGCGAUUUGCCUCAGCCUGCGAACAUUCGCGAAUUGCGUUCUUUCCUUGGUCUGGCGUCGUAUUGUCGAAAGUUUGUACCCCGUUUCUCCAUCAUUGCUCGUCCAUUGUCGCGACUAACCAGUAAAAAUGUGCCUUAUUCCUGGGGGCCGCGUGUACGGAAGCUUUUCGAGCUCUCAAGGAAGCCUUGGGCUGUCUUCAUGGAGAUCGUUGCCGCAUGCGCCGCGCACGUUGAGAAGAAGGUGACACAUUACAAUAUGCCAUUGCCUGUGGAGCAGGUCAUUGCUUUCGCGUUAUUCAGGUGGGCGUCCGUCGUCCGGGGAGACGUACGAGAGCGGCACGUCAGUGUUCGGCAUCGGCAGGGCCACUGGAGUGCAGGCCGUGCGCGAUGUAACUUCGACGCUGUUGAAGGCGUACCCCGACUCGAUCAAGUGGCCUGUGGGGCGGAGACGUGUGCAAAUAUUGCACGCUUUUCGGGAGAAGGGUUUCCCGAACUCUUCGGCGAAAUCGACUGCACGCACGUGUACAUUGACAAGCCCGCUGACGCACUGUCAGAUAACUACUACGACCGCAAACAGAAGUUCUCCAUCCAAGCGCAGGUGGUAGGCGAUUUGGAUCUGCAUAUCCUUGACGUCCACCAAUUCGUCGUCGUUUGCACUCUCCAGAACAUCCUCCUGGACUCGGGGAUCGAGUUCGACGAGAACCUACUGUGGGAGGUGGAUGACAACGGCGUCCGGUGUAGAGUGGACUUGGAUAUUGUGGGAAACGGCUUUGGCGGGCAGCAACGAAGCGCGAACGUCGACGAGGACCUGUUGCUGGAUGCACUUCGAGACCGACUGGCUUUGAUCGGUGUGCAGGUUAUCGUGCAGCAGUCUGUGAUCGACGACGACAAGUGUCCGGGUGUCGUGUGUCGUCAUUAGUUUUUUGAAUUCGCAUUGGUUUGUGUUGCACCUCGUGGGGUGUGCGGUUUUCCACUGAUGAUUGGGUGGCGUGUAGCUGUUGUUUAGAGUAGAUGGUUGCGAACCUUAGACGAU
Messenger RNA from Chara braunii, 3035 nucleotides. Lineage: Eukaryota; Viridiplantae; Streptophyta; Charophyceae; Charales; Characeae. The record is from the annotation of a GenBank genome assembly.